UCUCUUUUCUCUCUCUCUCUCUCUCUCUGAAGAUGGCCACAAGACGUCCCGCUCUUCUCCCCCUCUUCACGUUCAUUCUUUCUCUCUCAUCUCUCUUUCUUCCUUCACUAUCCUCCAUUGACUCCUUCGUCUACGUAGGCUGUUCGCAGAUCAAAUACACUCCCGACUCACCCUACGAGUCAAACCUCCACUCACUCCUCACCUCCCUCGUUAACUCAGCCACUUACUCAGCCUACAACAAAUUCACCAUCAUGGGCUCUUCCUCAGAGGACGCACUCAACGGUCUCUACCAAUGCAGAGGUGACCUCUCCAUGCCCGACUGUGCCACCUGCGUGGCUCGUUCAGUGAGUCAACUCGGGACUCAGUGCUCUCAAACUUGCGGUGGAGCUCUACAGUUAGAAGGGUGCUUCGUCAAGUACGAUAACACAUCUUUUGUAGGUGUAGAGGACAAGACUGUGGUGGUAAACAAAUGUGGACCGUCGAGUGGUUUUGAUGCGGAUGCCACGAAUGGUCGAGAUGCAGUGUUGGCUAGCUUGGGUGGGGCCGGUGGGCCCUACAGGGUUGGUGGGUCCGGAGAUGUUCAAGGUGUGGCUCAGUGCGUAGGGGAUUUGAGUGUAGGCGAGUGUCAAGAUUGUGUAUCGGAGGCAAUCGGACGGUUGAAAAGCGAGUGUGGUGGUGGUGGUGUUUAUGGGGACAUGUUCUUGGGCAAGUGUUAUGCUAGGUACUCGACUAGUGGAGCUCACAUUUACUCCAAGCCAAAUCAUGAUUCAUCUCACGACGAGGGUGAGAAAACAUUCGCGAUUAUCGUUGGAUUGUUAGCUGGGGUUGCUCUAAUUAUCAUUUUCUUAACUUUCAUGAGAAAGGUGCUAGAAGGAAAUGGUAAAUAAAAUACUAUUUGCAAGAAAAACUGGCACAGCCUUGGAUCAUCACUCUCCUCUGAUCUGCUUUUGAUAGCUCUUUUCUCUUCCUUUUUUCAUUCAUGAUGUCAACUUUUUCCUUCUUUAAGAAUUUACUUUAAUUUUCUAUCCGAAAGAAGAUUGCAAAGAAGAAAUGGAAAGAUGAGUCAAGGUGCACGGCUUUUUCCCUCUUGCUAAGUUUAAAGAAGGAAAAAAGAAGCAAAGAUUCCAUCCACCACUUAACAAAGUUGUAUUGUCUAAUGUGAAAAAAAAAUGGCACAUUAUUUCUGUAAAGGGACAGGAUGAUGUUUGUUCCUGAUGUUGUCUUGGUUGGUGCUGUUUUAUCUUUAAUGGCAUUUGCUUCAAAUAUUGAACCAUAC
Ilex paraguariensis (yerba mate) is the source of this 1276-nucleotide messenger RNA. NCBI's taxonomy places the organism in Eukaryota, Viridiplantae, Streptophyta, Magnoliopsida, Aquifoliales, Aquifoliaceae. The record is from the annotation of a GenBank genome assembly.